Messenger RNA from Durusdinium trenchii, 472 nucleotides. NCBI's taxonomy places the organism in Eukaryota, Dinophyceae, Suessiales, Symbiodiniaceae. The record is from the annotation of a GenBank genome assembly.
AUAGCCUAUAGUCAGUCAGAUUCCAGUUGCAGCAAGCGAAAGAUCGUGUUUUCUGCACAGCAAAAGGAGUCAAACUGACAACUCUUGAAGAGUCUGGUUGGUGUUACUCUGAACAACUUUACCUCUCAGACGCACCUGCAGUUUUGAGCCACCUUGACCAUGGCGAAGAAGGUGCUGAAGGCAAUGAAGAAAAAGAAGGAUGACAGUGUGGCAGCCGCGGCCGCCACCGCGGCCACCUCGGCAGCGGCGAGUGCACCAGGCCCCAAAAAGAAGCUUAAGAAGCUCAAGAAGAAAAAGGCGACGCUACCGUCCACGACGGAGGACGACACGCGGAACGGGUCGUGCGAGAAGAAGACGACCAAAGCUACGAAGCAAGAGAACUCGAGCUGCGAUCUUUGUGAUGGCCUGGUGCCGGCUGAAGGAUCUUCUCGCUGCCGAGCCUGUGGGCGGACCAUUCAAGCGGAAGCGUGAA